AUGUCUUUAGAUGCUGCGAAUUUGCUUAGUCGCGCUCAUUCCGCAAGUGGCUUGCAUGUUACCAGUAGUGUUCUUUCGCGUCGCCCCUCGAUUUAUGGGACAGGAGAAGACAGGAUUGUCCUUGACAUUGGAAGUUUAUACAUAAAGGCCGGAUUUAGCGGGGAGUCCAGGCCAAGGCACAUUGUGCCUGUGUAUGCUGGCAACAUGAAGACACACUGGGAUCCCGAUUUCAACGGGAGCGGUGGAGUAGUAAAAGCAUGCGGUGAAAGUUGUAGGGUUACCGGCGAGUUUGCUGAAUUAUUUGACCUAGAAAUUGGAAAAUACCCCGAUGGUUUGGAUGCUUUAUACGAUCGAUUGGCACAUUAUCUUAGGGAAAUUUAUUUUAGGUAUCUUCUCACAGAUCCAAAACAACGCAAGGUUGUGUUAUGUGAAUCACCGAUGAUGCCUUUGACAUUGAAGCAGUUGAUUGCCAAAGUUUUGUUCGAGAACCUCCAGGUGGCGUAUCGUUCACAGAUUACCUCUGUAAAC
Messenger RNA from Acaulospora morrowiae, 528 nucleotides. NCBI's taxonomy places the organism in Eukaryota, Fungi, Glomeromycota, Glomeromycetes, Diversisporales, Acaulosporaceae. The record is from the annotation of a GenBank genome assembly.